ACUGCUGACUUGACAUUAACUGAUUUACAAUCACAAAGUAGCUCAAACAUCAGCGGCAGCAACAUACUGUAAACGCACAGAUCCACUGUGGGAAAGUCGACAGUCGCCGAGGGGAGAAAAACAGUGUCAUGUUUUCUCGCAGGUGGAGAUUCGGUUGGGACAGCCACAAUGAGGUGGACCUCUUCACAGACCGCCAUGAGACCAAUGCAGAGACCCUGUCCCAGACCAUUAGAGCUGCCAUGUCUGAGGAGCGGGAUACAGAUAACAGCGUGGUGAUUGGCCACCUGAAGGGCACCGUGGUCGGCCUCAGAUAUUAUACCGGGGUGGUGAAUCCAGGUGAAAUGGUCGGUUUAGUGCGACAGCCCCAGAAUCAAUAUGACCCCAAUGCUGUGAUGGUCGCCAACACUUAUGGCAACCAAGUGGGCCACAUCAAGCGGGAGCUGGCUGCAGCUAUGGCCCACGUCAUGGACAACAAUUUGGCUAAAGUAGAGGGGGUGGUACACACAGGGACUAAUAACACAUUCACCAUGCCAGUGAUGCUGUCCUUCUGGGGGAAAGAAGAGAACAAAAAAGCUGUGAUUGAGAGCAUGGCACGUCGUGGAUUUAAACUGAACACAGGUGUAAGCAGCGCAGCAGGUGCAAGUCAGAAACCAUAUUACAGUCAAGGUGCUCUCGCUCUGGCAUCUAAAAAAGGAUUAACCAUCGCACUAUCUGCAGAGGAGCUGAAGAAUGCAUUUGACAACCUUUUUGAGGGCUUGAUGGAGAGUAAAGACGGAGAAAAGGAAGCAGCUGAGUCUGUGGGUACUUCUCUCCUGCUCCACCAGAAGCAGGCUUUGUCCUGGAUGUGUGCUCGAGAAAACAAGUCCUCACUGCCGCCCUUCUGGGAGAAGAGAGGCGAGCUCUACUAUAACAGCCUCACGUGUUUCUCUGCCAAAGAAAUGCCAGAGAGAAUACGUGGGGGAAUUCUGGCAGAUGACAUGGGGCUGGGAAAAACUCUGACAACCAUCGCUCUGAUUCUCACCAACUUUCACAAUGGAAAGCCUCUGCUUGUGGAAAAAUGUGGGGAGCGGUCUUCACCUAUCAAAGCCAAAACUAAACCAGGGAAAGCCUCCAAACUGGAAGGAAGCAGCAGAACAGGCGAUGGAGCAGGAGGGAGUGAUGCAGCAGCUGGUUCUGCAUGCUCAGACAUUCCUCAGGUGGAGGUGCCAGAUGAAGGUACGAACAAAGGAAAGAAGAAAGCCACCAAGCGAAAGCCGAGUAAAGUAUUUCUGGAGGAUCUGGACUUUGCUGCAGCGCUGGCUGGCCCAGCAGCAGAUACAGGCCUAAAGAAGAAGAAAACGGCCAAGAAGGCCACAACCCCACUUGUUGUGGAAUCCACCAUCAGUGAAAGUGCGGAUGAACUAUCGGCUAGAACGACUCUCAUCAUCUGCCCACUCUCUGUAAUCAGCAACUGGCUGGACCAGUUUGAGGAGCAUGUGCGUGAAAACGUGAAGCUAAAUGUGUAUCUGUAUUAUGGCUCAGAGCGCAACAGGAACAAGUCAUUUCUGUCCUCUCAGGAUGUGGUGAUCACCACCUACAACGUCCUCUCGGCCGACUUUGGGAAUAAGAGUCCCCUCCAUGGGAUCAGCUGGCUGAGGGUUGUGUUGGACGAAGGACACAUUGUAAGAAACCCCAAUGCACAGAUGAGUAAGGCUGUGCUUGGCCUAAAAGCUCAGCGGCGUUGGAUUUUGUCAGGUACUCCUAUCCAGAACAGUGUGAAGGACCUGUGGAUGCUGCUGGCUUUCCUGCGUCUGAAGCCCUUUGAUGUAAGAGAGUGGUGGAACAGAGUGAUCCAGAGACCUGUUACUCGGGGAGACAGGGCCGGCCUCCAAAACCUUCAGACCCUGGUGAGGUGCAUCACCCUGCGGCGGACCAAGAGCAGCAAGGUGAAUGGGCGCCCCCUUGUGUCCCUCCCUGAGAAGACAGUAUCCGUGGAGCAGGUGGAGAUGAACCAGUCGGAGAGAGAGGAGUACGAGCUGGCACGCAAUGAGGGAAGGAACACCAUCGGCAGAUACGUCAGUGAAGGGACAGUCUUAAAGAAUUAUGCUGAUGUGUUGGCCAUCCUGAUGAGGCUUCGACAGCACUGCUGCCACCCUGAUCUGCUUGGAAAAACAUCCUCAGACCCUGGUGCUGCAGCGACGCCUGCAGAGCUGCGUGAGCGUCUGAUAGAGAAGCUGCGGCUGGUGUUGGCCAGCGGCUCUGACGAGGAAUGCUCUGUGUGUCUGGAUUCAAUCCGUCUGCCCGUCAUUACACACUGUGCCCAUGUUUACUGCAGGCCCUGCAUCGCACAGGUUAUCGGCAAUCAGCAGGAAACAUCGCGCUGUCCUCUCUGUCGAAGUGACAUAAAGGCCAGUGAGCUGGUGGAGUUUCCACAGGAGGCAAUGGAGGAGGAGAACAGUACAAACUCUGAGAAGUGGAGGACAAGCUCAAAGGUGCAGGCGCUGAUGGGAAACCUGCUCAGGCUGAGAUGCAAUGACAGCAGCAUUAAGAGUUUGGUCGUCUCUCAGUUUACACGCUUCCUCACCAUACUGGAGACUCCACUCAGAGAGCAUGGAUUCAGUUUUGUGCGUUUUGACGGCACCAUGAGCCAGAAGAAGAGGACUGAGGUCAUCCAGGAGUUUCAGAGCUCUGCAGCCGACAGUCCAGUCAUCAUGCUUCUGUCACUCAAAGCUGGAGGGGUGGGGCUUAACUUGACGGCCGCUUCUCAUGUUUUCCUCAUGGACCCUGCGUGGAAUCCUGCUACUGAGGAGCAGUGUAUCGACCGAUGUCACCGCCUGGGACAGACGAGGAAAGUUGUCGUCACCAAGUUCAUUGUAAAGAAUUCAGUGGAGGAGAACAUGGUUAAGAUUCAGAGACAGAAGCAGGACCUGGUGGAGAAGGCUUUCGGAUCCACAAACACUGAUAGAAAAACAUCCCGCAUUGAUGAGAUCACAGCUCUGCUGGAGCUGUAGACGUCCGACCCCACAAAAAAAUCACAGUCAGCUGUUACUGGUACAGUUCAGAUGUUUCUGUUGUUUACAUGUUAAUACAGCAGUUCAGGUCCAUUGUCAGAGAGUUCUAAUCUGAAGGGCUGCAGAGAUUUGUUUGUACACGUUGUAAUUUUUCUGUCCAUAUUUCAAAAAGUCAAAAUGUUAUUAUAUAGUUUGUCAUCAAUUUUCUAUUUUCUGUUUUAUUUCUCCUUCACAAUUAAUGUUUUGAUACUGAUUCAACACCAUUUGAAAGGCUUCAAUCGUUAUUCAGUUGCAGAAGCCGUUUGCCUAGAUCUCCGUUUUAAUCAUAAAUACAUCACAGCUGCCAUAAUGCAUUGAGGUGUCUCUAAAGGAUGUUGUUGAAAGUUAAUGCCCUGGGAGUUCAGACCCUGAGAUGAAGACAGAGCAGUAACACCCGUCUAUUUUAGCAGCUUCAGUUUUCAAUAAGCAAAAAAAAAAAACAGCCUUGAAGAUUCAGAUAUUUUGUAUGCAGGAAUUUUGUGCCAUCUCGGAGUUAAAUAAAAGCAGACUACUGAUGUUGUAUAUUUGUAGCCAAGACAUGGAGCAGAACUUUUGUUUCAACAGUAAAUUAAAGGGAAACCUUUACUACACAAUGUGUGCACUGCUUCAUUUCAUCAAUCAGUUUGUUGACUUUGUUAAUCAAUUUCUCUUGCAAGUGGUUUUAUUACAAGUGCUUCUCAGUGUGAUACCACAUGUCUGACAUUAAACAAGACAUUUAAAGACAUCAGAACAAAGGUCGACCUGUUACUCAAAAUAUAUAAAAACUUUUUCACUAUUAAGUGACAUCAAGUGACAACCUUUUCUUUUAAGAUGUCGCCCUGCAACCCUUUCAGAGUUGUUUAUUUGAAAUGAUCAUAAACUAAAUGUUAUUAAAGACAUUACUUGUU
Molecule: messenger RNA, 3916 nt
Organism: Centropristis striata (black sea bass)
Lineage: Eukaryota; Metazoa; Chordata; Actinopteri; Perciformes; Serranidae
Gene: hltf
Product: helicase-like transcription factor
Exons: 25
Coding region: 129-2990 (953 amino acids)
Molecular function (GO): nucleic acid binding; hydrolase activity, acting on acid anhydrides, in phosphorus-containing anhydrides; ATP binding
Source: RefSeq, a predicted model, not a curated record